AUAUGACUUGUUUCCAGGAAUUCGGGCCACACUCCGAGAGCUGCUUCAAGAGGGAGAUGAACUCACAACUUCGACUGAUGCAGUGGAUAAGCGAGGACGAUAUAUAUCAGUUAUGUAGCGAUCUAGCCCAAACCUUGGAUUGCAUUACCUCCACCAUAACCAUCGAGUGUGGACCGGAAGCUGCGCAACUUGUACCCGUUCUUGUAAAGCCCAUGGUAAAGAAAAGCUCAAAGUGUGACGUAAUAUCUACAACAAUAUCAGAAGAACCCCCGACCACAGCUAAACGACGGAGGCCUUACAGACAGAAAACUAGCACCCCAAUAUCCAGCUUAGUAACUUCGCACGAAAAGGAUAAAUCAUUGCACAGUCACGUGAUAUAUGCGAAAACUCAAGACAAAAAUAAAGCCUCAUCUCUCAAAUGUUGUGAAAUAGCAAUGUGUUUGACGUUUGUUUCCCUACAAUACUUAAAACUUUACCCCCUUCUUUGGGAUUGAAGUGUGAAAAGGUAAACAACGUACCUAUCAUUAAAACUCCCAUUACCUGUAGACAGGCGCUCA
Messenger RNA from Saccostrea cuccullata (small rock oyster), 557 nucleotides. RefSeq lists its product as uncharacterized. The coding region runs from base 3 to 494 and encodes 163 amino acids. The record is from RefSeq and is a predicted model, not a curated record. The transcript is spliced from 3 exons. Lineage: Eukaryota; Metazoa; Mollusca; Bivalvia; Ostreida; Ostreidae.